This is a messenger RNA of Cylicostephanus goldi, 1017 nucleotides long. The record is from the annotation of a GenBank genome assembly. NCBI's taxonomy places the organism in Eukaryota, Metazoa, Nematoda, Chromadorea, Rhabditida, Strongylidae.
GUAUUCGAUGUUGACUAUCGCCUCUUUGUCAGCACCAGGGAUGGCAGCAUCUUCUCAAUAAAAAGAGAUCAAACGAAAAAGGAGAAACCUAUAAUAUCAUGCAAGACCGAUAUUGUCAGCUUUGCAAGAGUUAACAAAAUGUUGGCGGUGGCAACCUCGGACAACACGCUUCAUUUCUAUUCAUUUUCUGGUAAAUGCAUGAACACAGUCAACAUUGGAGAGCCGAUCAAAGGACUUGAGCUUUUCCAUUAUGCCCCAAAGCAGUUUGAGGGCGUGCUCGUGCUUUUGGAGAAUCAGGUGCGCUUGUAUACACACCUCCACCUUCUAGAUAUUGUGAAGAUUGACAAACCUCUCUCUUGGAUGAAAUUUGGCCAGUUUGGGAGAGAAGAAGGUGCUUUGGUUCUCGGAACAAGAGAUGGCGGCCUACUCGUAAAGCUUUUCCGCCGUAAAGCUUCGCUGGAUGAACGACUCGACAUUGCAGCUCCUCCAAAAGCUUACAAUAUCAAGCUGAACAUCCCCAAGAAGAGCAAGAUUUUCAUCGAUCAAACUGUUCGUGAAAGAGACAACGUUAACCAGAUACAUCAAACGUAUCAACGUGAUUUAUUCCUUAUCAAGUAUCAUGCUACAAAAGCGUUCGCAGCUAUGGCGUCGACGUCUACCGCUUCGAUCUCGACCGAUCCGAAACAUGCGGUGGACAUCGCUGUUACCGUGAACGGGUUUGGGCCAAAGUUCCGUCUAACGGUGAAGCUGAGCUGUGCAAUGAAAGUGCCACUCUACAGCCUUUGGCUAUCAAUGGUGUACUCACCAAAAAUCUACAACUUUGAAGAGACGCUGAUUCCAAUUUCCAUACUCAUGCCUGGACAUUUUUACACAUUCACUACUUUGGUGGAAUGUAUCGAACCUGAAAAGGGAAUUUCUGAGGACAUCCGAGUACUUCUAGUCAAACAGGACAAAUCAACGCCAAUUGUCACAGCCAUUGUCACAAUGCCUACGAGUGAAAUGAGCUUGUUGGACUGA